AUGGAUGUGACCCUGUACCUAUAUGAAGCUGGUGGAGUUAUUCUUGACUUAACAUCGAAACUUGGGGCGAAUGCUGAGAGCUGCAUCUCUAUGGCUCUAUCUGAUUUUUAUAAUUUGCCUACUCAUGCAAAUUAUACAACAAGACUUGUUCUUCACACCAUCGAUUCCAAAAAUGAUGUUGUGAUUCAGCAUCCUCAGGUACUUCACUCUUUAUACUUGAUGAAAGAUGUAGGGGUACAAGCUCUCAUAGGGGCACAACAAUCAAUUCAAGCUUCCUUUGUGAUCGAUCUUGGAGAAAAAGCUCAAGUGCCAAUUGUGUCUUUCUCUGCAACAAGUCCUUCUCUUUCUCCCCUUAGAAGUCCUUAUUUUAUAAGAAUAGCAAUCAAAGACUCAACUCAAGUUCAAGCCAUUGCUGCCAUUACCAAAGCAUUUGAAUGGAAGGAAGUGGAGAUUGAUGUCCAUGUGCCAUACAGGAGUUCUAUUCCUUUGGAUGCAAAUGAUGAUCAAAUAUUAGAAGAACUUCACAAACUAACAACCAUGAAGACUAGGGUUUUCAUUGUCCACAUGUCUUCUUCUAUUGGAUCUCAACUUUUUAUUAAUGCAGACAAGGCAGGAAUGAUGAGCCAAGGUUAUGCUUGGAUUGUCACUGACGGGUUAUCAAGUAUAUUGGCUCUCAUGGAUUUCAAUGCUAUUAACUCAAUGGAAGCUAUGGCAGUAGAGCGAGUCAGAACAUUAGAUACUCAGUUCCUGAGUAGUAACACCACAGAAAAUUUAACUGAUCUUUCGAGCCUCAGAUACUCAGCAAUCAGUCCACAACUUCUCCAAACUAUCUUGACCACUAGAUUUGAGGGCCUAAGUGGUGAUUUCCAUUUGGUUAAAGGACAACUGAAAUCUUCUACUUUUCAAAUAUUCAAUGUCAUUGGGGAGGGGGAGAGACUGAUUGGAUACUGGACCCCAAUGGGAGGCAUUUCAAGGCAGUUAAACACAAUGAGCAACUUAACAAAUUCGAAUUCUAUGAGUAACCUCAAAGCCAUUUGUUCUGAUGGAAACAAAUAUAACUUCGAUGCAGCUGUGGGGGAUAUAACGAUUUUGGGGAAUCGAUCUAGUUAUGUAGAUUUCACAAUGCCUUUUUCAGAAUCAGGGAUCGUAAUGGUGGUGCCAAUGAAAGAUAACAUGAAGAAAGAAUUUUGGAUGUUCGUAAAGCUUUUAAGCUUAAGUCUUUGGCUGGUGAGUAUGGCAGGUUUUGUUUACAUAGGAGUCGUGGUGUGGAUUCUUGAACAUCAGAUAAAUCCUGAGCUUGGUGCAUCACGCGUAAAACAAUUUCAAGCAAGCAUCUGGUUCUCCUUUUUAACACUCGUAUUUGCCCAACGAGAGAAGAUUGAGAACAACUUAACAAGGGCAGUGUUGAUCACAUGGGUGUUCUUUGUGCUCAUCCUAAGACAGAGUUAUACAGCAAGCCUUUCUUCCAUGUUAACAGCAGCACAAUUGCAGCCAACAAUCACAGGUGUUAAAGACAUAAAGCAAAAUGAAUAUUAUGUGGGAUAUCAAGAUGAUAAUGGAGGAGCUGAUGCCAUUUUUGAUGAAAUACCUUAUAUCCAACUCUUCCUCAAUAUGUUUUGCAAUAAAUACACCAUCAUCGGACGCACCUACUUGUCUGAAGGAUUUGGCCUUUUCCCAUCUACUACCCAUGGUGGAGAGAAACUCUUCACCCGCCCCAUAUGACCCUCUAAUUGAAUUGGAUUGGAGAAUGGUAUUUCGGACAAUAAACAAUAG
Molecule: messenger RNA, 1773 nt
Organism: Macadamia integrifolia
Lineage: Eukaryota; Viridiplantae; Streptophyta; Magnoliopsida; Proteales; Proteaceae
Product: glutamate receptor 2.7-like
Exons: 9
Cellular component (GO): membrane
Molecular function (GO): ligand-gated monoatomic ion channel activity
Source: RefSeq, a predicted model, not a curated record